AUAUAAGUAUUUUUUAUUAAAUAAAUAAAUAAUAAUAAACAAAAAAUUCAAAAAUAAUGAGUUCAACUUUUAUAUGGGGUAUGUGUGCCGGAUUUAUUGUAAAAACAGUUUCAAAUAAAGUAGCAUACGUUAUGUUUUGUUCACGUCCAUGGGAAUACCCAAAAAUGAUGUUAUAUGGAGGUAUAUUAGCAUCAUGUUUUGAUUAUGGUAGAAGAUGGGGUUUAGAAUAAAUUUGUAUUAAUGAAGAAAAAUUAGAAUAAAUUUGCAAAAGAUAAGAACUUUAAGCAUUAAAAGUUGGAGAAGAAUUGAAAGAAUCAUAAAGAGAAAUGUUUAUGGAAUAUACAGUUAAAAUGAAUAAUAUUUGAAAUAAAAAAUAAAAAAAAAUAUAUAUAUUAGGAUAUAAUAUAUAUUUUUUCUUUAUAAUCAUUAUUAUAAUUUUUAAAAAAAGUAUUAAAUUUAUAAAAUAAAUACAUUUAUUUAAUU
This is a messenger RNA of Ichthyophthirius multifiliis, 483 nucleotides long. RefSeq lists its product as hypothetical. The transcript has 4 exons. NCBI's taxonomy places the organism in Eukaryota, Ciliophora, Oligohymenophorea, Hymenostomatida. The record is from RefSeq and is a predicted model, not a curated record.